Messenger RNA from Penicillium brevicompactum, 906 nucleotides. RefSeq lists its product as uncharacterized. The record is from RefSeq and is a predicted model, not a curated record. The coding region runs from base 1 to 906 and encodes 301 amino acids. NCBI's taxonomy places the organism in Eukaryota, Fungi, Ascomycota, Eurotiomycetes, Eurotiales, Aspergillaceae. The transcript has a single exon.
AUGCAUAACAGAACAACCUCCUCCACGUCUGUCGGUUUCGACCAUGUGUGUUUUGAUGAAUCCGAUCCAGAAACGGAUACUAUACAAGAAGAUGAGGGGCAGUCACACCGCAGAGUAAAGCCUUAUCGCUCAUUCAACGUCUUCAAGGAUGUAGGUUACCAUCUUUCUUCCCUCGCCACAAUGCUCAUCUUCAGCCAGGUGGCCCUGGGCACAAACGCCUUCAGCUUUUGCCUGCAGGUCCAUCCCUCUGGUGGACUUGCGCAGUCUCCAAGUCCGGUAUAUCACACAUGGCGCAUUCCAUGGUAUCGACAGGGGCUGUAUCUCCCGGCAUCAUUCGACCUUUACGCGGGCGGUAAUGUGGUGCAUAGUCGGAAAGACCCAUCUCCCGAGCCUCAAGAUCACCGCGCUCAUAUUCACUACCGUGGCUUCGAGGGACUGCUGAGCCUGCGUGCCACGAUUGAUCUAUUUCGUCCGGCAGGCGGCCCAAAUGAGCCAACUAGCUCUUCGGUUCUUGCUAAGCACUGCUCAGUGGAAUUAUCUCGGAAAGGGUUUGGUAGGACAUAUCGUGUUGAUAUCAUCCAUGCCGAGACUUUGAGAACCUUCUACUGGAAGGGAUCAAAGUCAGCCUUGUCUCUGCUAGAGACCGAAGAUAACGAAGCUGUCUCCAAUGCUGGAAAUGGUAAUCUGAAGUUCUUUGAUGCGGACAAGCCAAAUGAUGUUCUUGCGGUAUGGCAGAAUAGGACUGAUCGUCAAAUUCUCGGCUCUUUGAAUGUGAUAUCCGAUCUGGACGCCGACACUGAUGGGGUGCUUGAAGGGUUGGUUGCUAGUUGUCUAGCUGUCGUGGUUGCAGAAAGAGUUUCUGGGCGAGGAUGGCUAGGCGGUUUAGGAAAAUCCAAGGGUUUUUGA